Molecule: messenger RNA, 2058 nt
Organism: Hyla sarda
Lineage: Eukaryota; Metazoa; Chordata; Amphibia; Anura; Hylidae
Exons: 7
Coding region: 1042-1707 (221 amino acids)
Biological process (GO): cell surface receptor signaling pathway via JAK-STAT; positive regulation of immune response; defense response to virus
Molecular function (GO): cytokine activity
Source: RefSeq, a predicted model, not a curated record
AAUCUAUGAGGAGAUGCUGAGAUCAGGCAGGCGGGUCCAUACACUACUUCCGUGUCCAUAACGGGCUGUGACAGGUUAAAACAGAUAAUGUAAAAAUCCCAUAGACUGUAAUGGGAUUGUGUAACGGACGAUUUUAAGGGUUUUCCUAACGGAACGUUAUAACGGGUCUAUAAAACAGAUGAAUAUAUAGUGUGACAAGGCACCUUAGUGUAUCCCUUCCGCCUUUAUAUAGUAGUUUCUAAAUAGCCAUAUUAAUUUAAAGAAAACUAAAACAAAUAUAUAGUAAUACAAUCAGAGGAUGUAAAAUACACAUAACAGGAAUAUGAUAGAAAACAGUAAACUUUAUCGCAUCUCAAAAUAGUGGAGGGUAAAACCCCCAUUAAGAUAAAAUGUGAAAAGAUACAUUCACAACCCAACGAGCUGAUCUUCUUUUAUAAUACCCUAUAAAAUACACUAAUAAAGCGAAGAUUAGCGGUUCUUAUAUAGUUUAUAUCUGCAAACAAUAACAUUAGCGGCUUUAUAUACCUGCCCUGCCUACACUUUAUCCCAUAUUCACACUUGGUGAAACAGCGGCCUUGGAGUUUUCAUAAUCUGCCCACAGUCAUGAGAAGUUCUAGUGUUGAGCAGUGGCCACCACCAGAGGCUCAUGGCUACUACAAGCAAGGUAGGCAACUUCCUGCUGCACCAAUCACUGUUGUCACCGCACUACUACCCCACCAUCUGCGGCCGUGGUGCUGCGUUCUUCCAUGGAUUGUAACCUGUAACAGCGAGCAAACAUGUGCAGUGCCACCGGAGAGAUAUGAAGACCUUGUAACACGAGGAGGAGCUCUGUGACAGGCGGAGGCCAGGACCCACACACCAGUUACGUCACCACCUCAGCUACAAAGGAAAGUGAAACCUGUAGAGGAUUUCCCAAAGAAUUCAGUUAGCAUUCUCCUUUAAGUUACCUCACCAAAACAUUAUGGGAAGACAUCAUGAAAGUGAAUAUGGGAACGUGGGAUAUAAAAGAAGAAACAUGGAGCCUCCUAUACCAGAUCCACCAUGGAGAAUCACCGUACAGGUAUGGCUGCCGUUAUCAAAAUCGUGGUUCUUCUGUGUUUCGCGUACCUGCAGCACCCAGCCGAGGGUCAUCCGCUACAAAAGCGAUGCCAUAUAUCCAAAUAUAAAAUGGUGCGACCAGACAUGAUGGACGCGGCAUCGAAGCUCCAGAUCCAACCGAAAUACAAACCUAUAUGCAACCAAGGACUUCGCCUGAUAAACUUUCCCAACUGUGACAUAAAGGGGAAAGCAAGACUGAUGCUCACAUUGGACAGGCUGUCCCUAGUUAUUAGAGUACUGGAAAACAUGAAUACGACAGGAAAUCUUAUUAAGACCCAACUUGUGGCACAAAAUCUGGAAACUUUCUCCAUUCUCCAGACAGACCUGAUGAAUUGUGAAAAAGUGCAAUCCCCCAACCUGAAAAAGUGUCAGCGUCAUCUCAACCAGUACAGGAAAACGGUGACCAGCGAGUGUCUGGAAAAUGAUGUUCUUCAGAACCUGGUCUGGAUUUUAAUUGAUGAUGUGGGGUACCUGGUUAAUGGCGUACCUUCAAGUGCAGAAGGCAUAAAGAAGGCGGAUCGUCAUGUCAAGGCCAAAGAACCUGCUGCAAAGAAACGUAAAGGAAAAAGGAAGAAGAAAAACAAUAAAAUAAAAAAGAUGGCCAACUAAACACUUCUCCCUGAGCAGAAAAAAAGAAUGAAGUUGUUACAUCUCAAUUGGAUGUUUAAUUCUGCUCUAUGGAGGAUUGUCCCAAAGCUUUUUAUAUACACAUCAUCCAGUCAUCAUCCUCCAUGUCUACCCUGAUCAUCUGACCAUCCUCAGAAAGUCUGGAUUACAUACAAAAAUACCAAAGAGAAUCAAUGACCAAAAGACACAUGAAGAGUGGACCGUCCGGGUUCUCUAUAAAUGGACACAAUGUUUUUUGCUCAGUUACUUUUAUAAUGUAAUAAUUUAAUAUUUAUUACUAUAAUAAUUUAUUUGUGGAGAUAAUGGCAGAGCCAUGAUAUGUUCCUCACCAAU